Molecule: messenger RNA, 2442 nt
Organism: Pleuronectes platessa (European plaice)
Lineage: Eukaryota; Metazoa; Chordata; Actinopteri; Pleuronectiformes; Pleuronectidae
Gene: dgat1b
Product: diacylglycerol O-acyltransferase 1b
Exons: 17
Coding region: 113-1636 (507 amino acids)
Biological process (GO): triglyceride biosynthetic process
Cellular component (GO): endoplasmic reticulum membrane
Molecular function (GO): diacylglycerol O-acyltransferase activity
Source: RefSeq, a predicted model, not a curated record
CUGCACUUCCCUGUCUUCCAGGCCACUGUGCCACCACAUCAACAGACAUGCCACUACCCGGAGUAAACUGCUGAAGUGAACUCCUCUCCACUUCCCGUCUGUGUGAAACAUCAUGGGGGACUCGGACGCGGUCGGGCCACCGCUGUCUCGCCGGAGAAGGGCGACGUUGGCGGCGGGGAGAGGCGCGAGUCUGCAGCCGGUGAACGGGAGGUCCGCGGCGGCCCGUCAGAGCCCGGUGACCGUCGGAGCUGCUGGUGCUGGCGGUGCUAGCAUGGUGGACAGCCGCGGUUCAGAGGAGGCGCUGAAGAGCGAGAAGAGGAGCCGGAGGAACGACAUGGGUGAACGACUGAGUGGCUGUCACAAGACACAGGAGUCGCUGCUGAGUUCAGCCAGUGGUUACAACAACUACAGAGGAAUCCUCAAUUGGUGUGUGGUGAUGCUGGUGCUGAGUAAUGCUCGCCUCUUCUUAGAAAACCUUUUGAGAUACGGUGUACUGGUGGACCCUAUUGAGGUGAUUUCAUUGUUUCUGAAGGACCCCCACAGCUGGCCAGCGGCAUGCCUGGUAAUUGUGUCCAACGUGUUCAUUCUGGUGGCUCUGUACACCGAGCGGCAGCUAUCGAAGAGUUCAUUCAGUGAACCUGUGGGAUUUCUGGUCCACUGCAUUAACAUGGCAGUCAUUCUAACAUUCCCCGCUGCAGUGAUCCUGCUGGUCCCCUCCGUGACCCCAGUUGGCGGCGCGUUCGCACUGGGUGUUUACACCAUUCUCUUCCUGAAGCUCUACUCCUACAAGGACGUCAACAUGUGGUGCAGAGAGUUGAGUUCUGUCAAGGCCAAGAAGCUGUCCAGGUCGAUGUCUUGUCCAACACCGCAGCAUUUCAACAGAGGUGACCAACUGGUGUGUUAUCCUGGCAACCUCACCAUCAGAGACAUGUAUUAUUUCGUCUUUGCUCCGACUCUGUGCUACGAGCUCAACUUCCCUCGCUCUCCGACGAUUCGCAUUGGUUUCCUGCUGAGGAGAUUGUCUGAAAUGCUGUUCUUCACCCAGAUGUUAGUUGGUCUCACGCAGCAGUGGAUGAUUCCCGUCAUUACAAGCUCCAUGAAACCACUGGAGGACAUGGAUCUGUCCAGAAUGACUGAGAGACUCCUGCGAUUAGCUGUUCCUAAUCACCUGCUGUGGCUCAUGUUUUUCUACUGGUUCUUCCACUCGUCUAUGAACUUCAGUGCCGAGCUGCUGUGCUUUGGAGACAGAGAGUUUUACAGGGACUGGUGGAACUCUGAGACUGUGACAUAUUUCUGGCAAAACUGGAACAUCCCUGUACACAAGUGGUGUCUACGCCACUUUUACAAGCCGCUGCUGAGGAGAGGAUUUAGUAAAAUGAUCAGCCAAUCAGCUGUCUUCUUCUUGUCGGCUUUCUUCCACGAGUACCUGGUGAGUGUUCCUCUCAGGAUGUUCCGAAUCUGGGCCUUCAUGGGCAUGAUGGUGCAGCUUCCAUUCGCCUGGUUCGUCGGGCGCUUCCUGCGCGGUAACUACGGCAACGCUGCAGUGUGGAUGUCCAUCAUCCUCGGUCAGCCGUUCGCCGUCUUGAUGUACGUCCAUGACUAUUAUGUCAUGCAGCACAGUCAGGAGGCUAACUGAUGCACACACACACACACACAGAAACAAACCACAUGUAGUUUCUUUGUCUCACUCUUCUUCCGCCUGCAUCUCAUAAAUACGACUUGUCUGCGGUACAGAAAAUGAAUACUGUCGCCUGCAUGUCAGGAUGAGCUGAUCAUGAUGACAGCAUGUUUACAUUAGACCCCUUGGCUCUGGUUUCUCUCUGCUGGGAACAAUUGCUCAUGGGAAGUGGACUGUGUAGAGAAAUGUGUACCUGAAACACUAUUGUACAGCAACAACAUAAAACUGCAGCUUGUUACUCAGAUGACUUUUCUUCCAGAGCCUUGUUAAGUUGCCAGUUUGAGGCUGUAAUGUUAGUUUAUUGGAUAAUUUAUUGCAUUUGAUUCUGCAACAAUAGCGACGUGCAGGAUUAUUUAUUGACCGUUAAUGUGUCUUCCCUUUAGGGCUCUUUGGUGACUAUCACUGAAUUUGAUCAAAAAUAUAACACACAAUGUUUUGCAAGUGCCUUGUUGGAAGUUAUUUCCUAGAUUUAUGAAACCACUGUGAUUUUAUUUCUUUGACAGCCAAAUUGUCCUAAUCUCUCUAUUCUGCUAGAAGAACAUUACAAAGAAUAAUGAAUGUAUGUUGAAUUUAUUGGAUUAUUUUAAUAAUCUGUUUUACUCUGUCAAUUAUGAAAACAGCCAGCAUUACUGUACUUCUGUUUUGUUUUGUUUGUUUUAUACCUGAUGUGCCAUGACAAUAAUACAACACAUAUGCAAUCACUUUUUUUUAAAGUCUAAAAAACAAAUCAUAUGCUUAAUAAAUGAGCUUGUGUUUCAUUUCAA